This is a messenger RNA of Wyeomyia smithii (pitcher-plant mosquito), 4949 nucleotides long. It is a transcript of the gene foi, whose product is annotated as zinc transporter foi. Gene Ontology annotation, biological process: zinc ion import across plasma membrane; intracellular zinc ion homeostasis. The record is from RefSeq and is a predicted model, not a curated record. Gene Ontology annotation, cellular component: membrane. Bases 1475 to 3715 code for a protein of 746 amino acids. The transcript has 7 exons. NCBI's taxonomy places the organism in Eukaryota, Metazoa, Arthropoda, Insecta, Diptera, Culicidae. Gene Ontology annotation, molecular function: zinc ion transmembrane transporter activity.
UGGGCAUCUUGUGGAGAGUGUGAGAUUUUGUAAUGCGUAACAUUUGCAUCGACUGCAGCAGUGGAAACUUUCAACUUGCAGCACGUCGAAAUGUGCCCUCCUACUUUCUCCCGCCGCUGAACCACCCACUGCAGCUGCCACCUACUUCGACGCUUGAUGUACGACGAACAACCGGUACAGUGUGUGCGAUUGUAUGGAAGAUCUCGAAAGAAGUGCGUGCAUACCGUUGAAUCUAUCAGCGAAAAACAGGGCUCUCGAAAAUAGUUGUUUUGAUCUUUCGGUGCGCUUUUAGUGGUUGUGUAAUUCCAUACUUUCGCUCGUGUGCAAAAAGCGAACGCAAUUAAAUUGCCCUGAUGCGGCUCUAAUCAGGAGUUACCGCGGUAAAGGGAUUCAAGAAAGUUGUCAGUGUUUAAGGUAUAGGCUUGCUGAUUAGGCCUAAUUCGUCUCGCUUCGGAAUAGUUCGGAUGAUAUCUAGCUACAUGCAACGUUUACGGGACUUGCAGUUUGUAAAAAUGAGAACAUCGUCCACGUAUACUGCUACGAACAGUACUUUAUCUUCGCUAAUCUUGUAGUAUACACAGGGGUCAUACACGGUGCACUCGAGGCCAAAUGUUCGAAGUGCAGUGUUCAACUUUGUAUUCCAGACUCGACUAGAUUGCUUUAGCAUGAGCAUGAGCAUGAUUGACCGCCCGCGGUUGCUACUCCGUUAUUGCCAGAUCAGCUGUAAUUACACAGAGAACCAACAGAUGAUGCUUGGGACCAACAUGCAUCCUCAAUGUGUAAAAACCGGUGACCUUAAUCUUUAUAUUAGGCAAUACCAGCGCCGGCCGCAUCCGAAUGCAGGUCAAAGAAGGAAUUUGUAUAGGAAAAUGUUGACGUGAUACUCGCUUAUUGGAAGCCGAGAACACCUCUGCACUUCCACGAGAAAUCACUGGGAUGUUGGAGAAAGGGCAAGUAACCACACCGGAAAAAUACUACAUUUUAUCCUCCGAUGAGAUUUACGAAGUUCGCGACUCAAAUGCACCGUAUGUAACUGGAUUUUCGUUCCCCUUAGUCGAACCGGAGGAAGUCGAGAGACUCGAGAAUUCGGUCUCUCAAAACGAUCGCAUCCGCGAGGAAUAUGUAAACUUUUUGACUCGCAAGAAACCUGCUGGAAUGUCGAUAGUUCAAUUUCUUCCAAUGGUUUUCUCGGACGAAGCUCUGGAUGGAUAUAAUUACAACGGAUCUAAUGCGCUCGGAAAAUGCAAAUUGCCCAUGAAAGGGUAUGACAUAUUUUCGCACUGCUUUAUUGAAAUGAUUAUCAUCUAUAAGAAUUAGUUACUUAACUUCAAUGGAAAGGUUAAUAAAGUCUUUGGACGGAUAGAAGACCGAGUGAUUGUGAUCGUAGCGGAGAAACUUCGCCAAACAUUAAUACGGUAACUGAUCGGAAUCGAACCAUCAAUUUCGUUCCUGAGUUUCACUAACCGGCUGCGCAAUGGUACGGAAUAUAAUGGCGGUGUGCGUCGUGUGUUUACUUUGUGCCGACCACCUGCCCUGUAAACGACACGAUGAUGAUCCUAUGCUCGGACGGAUAUCGACAGCUAGCAACGCAAAUUCCGUCUACCGAAGAGAGCUUGACUUUCGGCGAUUGAACGCAUCAUGGAACCACCCGGGUAGUGAAAAAGCUCGCUUGGUAAAGCGACACAACCACCACAGCGGCGAUCAUCAUCACCAUCACGGCGAGGAGGACGACGAUGAGGAAGAGGACUUAGCGUAUAGGCAAGCGGCGAACGAAAAAAUGGAUAGUUUCAUACGUAAAAUCUUCGGCGAGUUUGGAGACGCCCUAUCGAUGACGAUGGACGUAACCGGGUUCGAGAAUAUGAUGAAGCGGCUGAAUAUGUACCGACUGGUGACGGACGGAGAGACGACUCGGUCCUCGGUUGCCGUGCAACCAAUCGCCAGCAGUGAUCACCCGGAUGGAGAUGAUGGAUCGUGCAUCAGCAGUAUCGAUUUUGUGCAGCAGAUCGCAGCGCCGAAACCCCAAACGGUGGCUUCUACGGUAGCAGUGACUAACCAAUCUAAAGCGAACGAUAGUUCAACUAGCGGCAGCAGUAGCAGUAACAUUAGCAGUACCACCAUAAGCAGCAGUAGUUAUAACUCUAGUGAUAAAAUAUCCAAUAAGACUAACCCUAAUAUCAGCACUAACAGUAGCAGCAGCAGUUUAUUAAGCGAACUGGAUCGGUUAAAAUCGUCAAUUCGAUUAGAUCGGCAGGAUCUGCUCAAUAUUUGUCCUAUUCUGUUGGCACAGUUAUCAUCUAAGACUUCCCGCGAGCGGGCCGGCUGUAUUGAUCCAAGCAGUGUCCCUCAACUGAGCAGUCUCGCGGAGGGAUCGUCCGUUUCUUCGGUGCACCACGCGGGUGAACACACGCACUGCUGUGAUUCUAUCGAACUGACCGUAUGGGUUUACUCCACCAUAGCCGUGUUGGGAGUAAGUUUAUGUGGCUUACUUGGCGUUGCUGUGAUACCCUGUAUGGAUAGGCACUUCUAUCAGCAUGCGUUGCAAUUCUUGGUAGCGCUGGCUGUCGGAACACUCUGCGGGGAUGCUCUGCUUCAUCUGCUUCCGCAUGCCAUGAUGGAAACUACGAUGGCGAAUUCGCACGACGAGAUGAUGUACAAAGGUUUAGCAGCCGUUGCAGGAAUAGUUUUCUUCUACUUCAUGGAACGCUUCUUGACCGUUGUCGCAGAAUGGUACAAACAUCAGGAGAAAAAAGAUAAACCAUCUUCGCGGGUUCGAGUGAUGCGUGAUCCCGAUGCCGGCUCAUUACAUGGCGGUUCUGGCGGAGAAAAACAGUGCAAACACAAGUAUAGUUCCUAUCCAUACUGCUACGACGAGAUCGCCAUGGAGACUAAGGAUGAUCAUCACGAGCAUAACCACGUCUCAAACCACGAGCGACUAAACAACCAUAAUAGUGCAACAGCAAAAUGUGCAAACCACGGAGAACACGGGGACCAUACGACAGAGUAUCUCAAUCUCCAACAAGGCAACGGAAAGGAAGAUCCUGGCAGCCUGGACAACAAUACUAUCUCGACCAAUUUAGACGACGCAUCCAUUGAAAGAGAGCAGGCGAACAGCCACCAGAAGCCAAAAAUGAGACCGGAAAAUUACACCAUCAUUCUGCGGGAACACGAAACCAAACAUCACGGUCAUUCUCAUGCGCAUGGUCACGUGCAUUCGCCGCCUGGUUCGCUGUCGGCCGUUGCCUGGAUGGUCAUCAUGGGUGAUGGACUGCACAAUUUCACCGAUGGUAUGACGAUUGGAGCCGCUUUCGCCAACAACAUUGCUGGUGGCUUUUCCACUGCUAUCGCGGUGUUCUGCCACGAGCUACCACACGAGCUGGGUGAUUUCGCGGUACUGUUGAAGGCGGGAAUGUCUGCCCGAGAUGCCGUCUACUACAACCUGCUGUCGUCCAUUUUGAGCUUCAUCGGGAUGGUGGUGGGAAUUGUCAUUGGACACCAGCCGGAAGCGUCGGCUUGGGUGUUUUCGGUCGCAGCCGGACUGUUUUUGUACAUCGCCCUGGUGGAUAUGAUUCCGGAGCUCACCUCCGCCCACGGGGCCGAAGAUCGCUGCAAGACGUCAGAAUUCCUAUUGCAAUUUUUCGGCAUGAGUGCCGGUUUUGGCAUUAUGCUGCUGAUUGCCACCUACGAACAUGAUCUCAAAGAACUCUUCGUCGAUUAAAGGGACAGUGACUGUGUAGAAUUUAACAACACCAUUCGCAUUUGGUUAUGCUAUAUAUUUUCACUAUUCGCGUGUAACAUCGAGUACAGUACAGUUUUACUACCGAUGAAUUAUGAAUGCUAUUUUCCCUGUUCGCGUGCAGCAUCGUUUGUAACAGUAAAAUGUAACUACCGAUGGUUUUAUUGAUUUGUUGGAAAUUUGAUAUAAGGCGCUUCGAUUAUGAUCAAAAGUUCAGCAACUUUUGUCAACAUUUCAUCAAUCUGAAUUUUUUUUAGAAUCAUAAAUUCUGAUGGCUAAGCAUUGUCACUAAUAUUAAGGGAGCUUCCUACUGUUGCAAAAUAAAUAAUUUGCCUCCCGGUUUUCUAACGAAUUUAGUUAAUCACCUAUGAUUAAGUUUAAAAAACACACGAAACUAAACUUGUACAGUAGUUUUUCGCAGCAUGAUCUUAAUCUAUUUCUUUAAUGCAACACGCAAUAAAAGUAAGUAGUAAAUAGGUAACGUAAGGAGCAGUCAGCUUUCUAUCUCAGCGCCUUCAUAACCCUAUACGACUGACCCCCGCCGACCAGUUUAAGGUUUUCUUAAACAAGAAUUAAUUUUUCGCACAUGCAUACAGACACACGCGGGAAGAAUACAAACAGUGCAUUUAACACAGAUCAAUGGUAAUGAAAAUUUUAGUCUCUAAAAAAACGUUUCUCAAGAAAUAUUUUUUUAUGUUUGUAUCAAUUUCAUUUGCUUUUGCGCAUUACCCUAUUCUGCCGUGAGAUGACAUUGUGACGUAGAUCCAAGUGAUCAGUUUUUCAGUACGGCCCAAAAACUAAAGAAUUCUUCGUCACUUUUGUAGGGAAAUGUGUGCCAACGUCACUUUGUUUUUUUUUUGAUUUUAUGCAACGUACGAAUAAGUAACAACGAAAAGGAAGAUACCAAAAGAUAGGUUUUCGAAUAAUGAACAAAUUGGCAUGAAAAACUCAUAUUCGAGAAAGUGGCACUUACGUCACUUUGUCAUCUCACGGCAGUAUUGGUUUCUUAGCAUUAAGUAGGAGUAUAACAAAUUUUAGUAUCCGUUUUCACACUCGCGGUUGCUUACGAUGAGUUAUUAAUUUUAGAUAAUAAAUUAACAACUAGGUAAGAGAAAGCCGUCAACUUUUUUUUUGCUUGAUUUGCAAGCUCAAACAAAGAGAAAAAAUUAAAAGAUUCAUAUGAAAGGUAAAUAAAAUCCACAGAUUCAAAUCAUAA